AUGUCGCCUCGUAUGGGCAACGACCCUCAGACGAUCUCCUCAGCGGAGAGCGGCUGGGUCGCGCGCGUGACGGCGUCGAGAGACGCGAUGCGACGCGCGGGGAGCGACGCGCUGAUGAGCGCGCGGGCGUACGAGGAGAUGGUCGAGGAGCAGCUCGUGGAGGACGAGGCGGAGGCGAGCCGGUCGUAUCCGUGA
This is a messenger RNA of Micromonas pusilla CCMP1545, 195 nucleotides long. RefSeq lists its product as uncharacterized. The coding region runs from base 1 to 195 and encodes 64 amino acids. NCBI's taxonomy places the organism in Eukaryota, Viridiplantae, Chlorophyta, Mamiellophyceae, Mamiellales, Mamiellaceae. The record is from RefSeq and is a predicted model, not a curated record. The transcript has a single exon.